Messenger RNA from Quercus lobata, 1799 nucleotides. RefSeq names its product LRR receptor-like serine/threonine-protein kinase FLS2. The record is from RefSeq and is a predicted model, not a curated record. The coding region runs from base 312 to 1799 and encodes 495 amino acids. Gene Ontology annotation, molecular function: protein binding. The transcript has 2 exons. Lineage: Eukaryota; Viridiplantae; Streptophyta; Magnoliopsida; Fagales; Fagaceae.
CAUCAUCAUGGAGGUUUCUUUUUGUUGCAACAUGUUGAUGCGCUUCCUUUACAUAAUCUCUUUGUUUCAUCUUAUGCAUUCGUCUCCUUCCAGGCAACUCUGCCAUGAAAAUGAGAGGUCAGCCUUGUUGCAAUUCAAGGAAAGCUUUAUCAUAAACAAGUCUGUCUCUUUCUAUGAUCCUAUUGCAAAUCAUAGGGUUGAAUCUUGGAAACUAGAAGGAGAAAAAAGUGAUUGCUGCUCUUGGGAUGGUGUUGACUGUGAUGAGGACACAGGUCAUGUGAUUGGCCUUGACCUCGCAAACAGUUGUCUCUAUGGUUCAAUCAACUCCAACAGUACUCUCUUCCAUCUUGUUCACCUUCAAAGCCUUAACCUCGCUUACAACAACUUUAACUACUCUCAAAUCCCAUACGAGGUCCCUUUAUCUUCAUGACUGUGGAAUGCAUGGGGAAUUUCCAAAAGGCAUCUUUAAGCUACCAAAUUUACUGGUUCUCGACAUGAAGUAUAACGAAGUUCUCACUGGUUCUUGGCCUGACUUUCAAAAUUGGAGCUCUCCCCUUGAGGAUAUGACCCUUGCAGGUACUAGUUUCUCUGGUGAGCUACCAGCUUCAAUGGGAAAUCUCGGCUCCCUGAUUGCUUUGGAUAUGUGGAAUUGCAACAUCUCAGGGUCCAUUCCUUUUUCAAUCGGUAACCUCACAAAUCUCAGUUACCUUAAGCUUUCACAAAACACUUUGGUUGGUAACAUUCCAUCUUCAAUUGGAAAUCUUAUCCAACUUAUGUUUCUAGACUGCUACGCUAAUCAAUUGACUGGUCCAAUCCCUUUUGAGCUUGCAAACAUUACACAAUUGACUACUCUUAGCUUAGGAAAAAAUCAAUUAACCAGUUCAAUCCCCUUUGGGCUUGCAAAGACACAACUAAGUUUCCUUUACUUGGGUUUUAAUGGAUUAACUGGUCCAAUCCCUUUUGAUCUUACAAACCUAACACGACUAACCAUCCUUGGCUUGGGCAACAAUAAAUUGACUGGUCCAAUCCCUUUUGAGCUUGCAAAACUAACACAAUUAACUAUCUUUGCCUUGUCAAACAAUCUUUUAACUGGUCCAAUUCCUUUUGAGCUUGCAAACCUAACACAAUUGACUACCCUUAGCAUGAGCUAUAAUCGAUUAACUGGUCCAAUUCCUUUCGGGCUUAGGAAGCUAACACGAUUAAAUAACUUGGAUCUUGCAGGCAAUAAAUUUCAUGGUCAGUUUCCAAUCUUAAUUUUCAAUCUAAAGAAUCUUAAGGCUCUUGAUAUUUCUGAUAAUCACCUCAGUGGUAUUAGGUGGAUUUGCAACAUGACUUCUCUUGAUGUCAUUGAUGUUUCUGAUAACUAUUUUAGUGGCUCACUUCCUCAAUGCUUGCACAAUAUGCUCCAAGGAAGCAAAUUGAGAAUGAUUAGUUUGAGAGGAAACAAAUUCCACGGAUUGUUACCAAGAUCAUUAGCCAAUUGUACAAUGCUAGAGGCCAUUGAUGUUAGUAACAACCAAUUCAAUGACAUUUUUCCCUCUUGGUUGGGAAAUCUUCCAAAUUUAAAGCUUCUCCUCUUGCAAUCAAACAAAUUCUAUGGUAAAAUAUUAGAAAAUCCUGAAUCCAAUCAUGAGUUUCCUAACUUGCGAGUACUUGAUCUCUCUUACAAUAGUUUUACAGGAAAAUUACCCUCAAAUUCUUUCAGGAAUUGGAAUGCCUUGAAAUUGGACAAUGAAGACCACCUGACAUAUAUUCAAGCAGAAAAAUCUUCCCGUGAGGGGAGUUUCAAUGCAUUUUAG